Molecule: messenger RNA, 3243 nt
Organism: Archocentrus centrarchus (flier cichlid)
Lineage: Eukaryota; Metazoa; Chordata; Actinopteri; Cichliformes; Cichlidae
Gene: sesn4
Product: sestrin 4
Exons: 9
Coding region: 157-1455 (432 amino acids)
Biological process (GO): cellular response to leucine starvation; regulation of response to reactive oxygen species; negative regulation of TORC1 signaling
Cellular component (GO): nucleus
Molecular function (GO): L-leucine binding; oxidoreductase activity, acting on peroxide as acceptor
Source: RefSeq, a predicted model, not a curated record
GCUCGGCUGAGGGAAGGCUUUCGUUUCAGUCCGGUCUGCAGCUUUCAGACUGACUGAAGCCAGCGGCGGCUCGCUGCCUUUGUUAGCUAGCUGGGAACGCACCAAGAAAGGACACAGCCGCAUCCAUGCAAUACUAGCACACUUUUUUUUUGGAAAAUGAUCAUCUGUACGAGUAAAAUGGAGUACCCCCUGAGAAACCAGUGCCAGCGAGUCCAGAAACAGGUAAUGGUGAAUGGUGAUUCAGAGCGGCUGUCGCUGCUGGUCAACAGGGGGAAUGCGGAUGCCGUGUCCCAGCAGAUGGCGUCUCACCCUAAGUACUUGGAGAGCUUCCUGCGCACACAGCAUUACAUCCUGCACAUGGAUGGCCCCCUGCCGCUGCCAUACCGCCAUUACAUCGCCAUCAUGGCUGCAGCACGUUAUCACUGUGACUACUUGGUGUACCUGCACUCAGCGCAGUUUCUGAGGGUGGGCGGGGAACCUCAGUGGUUGCAGGGUUUGGAGGCGGCACCCCCUCGCCUUCGCCUCCUUGACCACAUCAACAAGGUGCUGGCCCACCAACCCUGGCUCACCAGCUGUUCUCACAUCCAGACACUUCUAAAGGCGGGCGAGCAGUGCUGGUCGCUGGCUGAGCUGGUGCAGGCCGUGGUGAUCCUGGCCCACUGCCACUCCCUCUGCAGCUUUGUGUUUGGAUGCAACACAGAUGCAGACUUUGUCCCUCUCUCAUCCAAAUCUCCCAACGGUACUCCACCGACCUUCUGCCCCUUUGAUGCUGCCAACGGCAACGCCAACGUGCCUCAGUCCCUCGCCACUCCCUCCGAACACAUAACACGACGACGGUCUCUGGACUCCAGUUGUGACAUGAUGUGUCUGAAGGAGAGGAUCCAGAAGUCCCAGGAGGAGCGUGAAACGCAAACACUCCAGCAGACAGACAUGGAAGAGGAGAAGGAGAUGAUAUGCUUCGCAGAUGCUUCACGUUUUAUUACAGACCCCGACUUUUGCUAUCAGGAGUUUGCACGCAAGGAGGAGGACCACUUCCAAGUGUUCAGAGUUCAGGACUAUUCGUGGGAAGAUCACGGCUUCUCCUUAGUCAACAGACUGUAUUCGGACAUCGGGCACCUUUUGGAUGACCGGUUCAGGAGCGUAGCCAGACUCCCCCCGUUGCACAGCACCGACAUGAAGAGAGCGAUCUGGAAUUACAUCCAUUGUGCGUUAGGAAUACGCUACGACGAUUAUGAUUAUGGUGAAGUGAACCAGUUGCUGGAGCGAGAUUUGAAGCUGUACAUCAAGGCAGUGGCCUGUUUUCCGGACUCCACCAAAACUCCAGUGUGUCCACUGAGAUGGACUCCACUUAAAACUUCAGAACGGAUACACAUAAACUUACUAAUCAUGGAGGCCCGGCUGCAGGCGGAGCUGCUGUAUGCAUUGAGAGCCAUCACUCAGUACAUGAUUGCCUAAGUGGAAGGAAAAGCACGAUGCUAAAACUCUUGGCCGGUACAGAGAGACCCUGAGACACAAGGAUGAAGACAUCUGACGAGCAGCCGGUGACAUGGGACGAGAGCGGCACUUUUAAGGAAACAGCUGUAUUGUUUGCAGCUGUGCCUCUUUGAAUGUGCUCUCCUCUUCCUCAGAUCCAAUGUAUUUCAACCAUAGCGUGCCACACCCCUCCCCACCCCUCCUGCAACUCAUCUUAUUGUGAAGUUCUCUUAUCAGACAUCUUGGCUCUCGAAGGUUAUGUGCAAUUAUUGCUAGUUAUUUUAACUUUUACCUGUUGUCUUGUGUUCCAGUCGGUCGCAGCAGUGUGUUCCCAGUGGCCAACACUCUUUAGUUUGAGAAGUCUCCUUUUGUAUCAACUAUGCUUUUCCAAAAACGUAUAUCUUUUUCUACAUGUUGAAUGAAUGUUAAUGGGAGACCAGAUUUUUCCUUUUUUUGGACAAUCCUAGUCAGUGUUGGAGGAGGCCCGUGAAGGACGACUGUUUUGCUCUCCCUGACAUUUCGUAUUAAUGCUGGUCAAGAACAAAAACAACAGUGACACUGCUGGAAGUUAUUGCAUCACUAUAGUUUCUUUUAAUAAGCACUUUUUUAAACUUUAUAUAUUUAUAAUGCAAGGUAGCUAAUGAGUAGACAUUGAGACUGAGUUUGUGGGUCUCCACUCUGACAUGUCAAGUUUGACUGUUUGUCCUUGAACUUUCAGACUCUGCUUUUGUUUCCCAGCCCAGAUUUCUGAGUGAAGGUACGCGAUUCAGGAUAUUUCAGUGAAAUAUUGUUUAUUUUCAGUUUAGCUGUGAGACAGAGACGGAGUUUGAAAGUAAUGUUUGUGAAGAAAAAAAAAAAGAAAAUUAGUGAUUAAACUGAAGAGGUCAGUCAGCUGUUUCCUACAGCGAUGAUUAAGCUGAGCCAUGAGCCAUCCCCCCCAACCGCUGAUACGCUUCAGAGACGAUCAAAUCAGAGACUAAACUUUAGACCAAAGGUCAUUAAAGAGGCAACUUUUCACAAAAGGAAAGGCAUUAAUUGGAUAGAUUUAAAGUGCCUCUAGUCGAUUUACAGCAGUGAUGAUGAGUUCAGACUUUUUGCUCCGAGCUUUGUGUUAAAGGUUUUUUUUGUUUUUUUUUUGUGUCUGUUUGGUCAGUUGUUUGUGUGUGAGCUGUAUUGAGGCAGGUUAUCACAUCAGAACUCACGGUACAGUUAACAGAGCAGAGCAAUGUGCAGACUAGUUGUUAGAAACACCUGUAUCUUCGUUCUGUCUUUUCUUUUUACAGUUUUUGUAAACCUUUGGAGUACUUUUUUGCUUGUUUGUUUCUGGGUGUGACAGUACGAUGUACUCGCUGCAGCCUGGGUAGAUUUAGAGGUGUGACAGACUGUGUAGACUUAGAAUUAGUAACUGCAGGAUGUAGAAGAGAAACAAGUCCAUAUCGAGUAAAACAAAAAGCGCUGUUAACACAGGUGCCUUCAGGCUAAAACUGGAGUGCUGCUGAUGUGGAAGGAUGUUACAACUGGAGGCUGAACGUGGGCCAGACGCUUGCCGGGCGUGAAAGCUUCUCCUGUAUGAACAGAAAACAGUUUUGUUUUUUUUUUUCUUUCUUUCUUUCUUUCUUGGUGUCGGUCAACACCGGUUCUGAUAAACGUUGCAGCUGUGAACACCCACGUUUUCUAAUGGACACCUUCUACAAGCCCCAGCAACUCAGCAAGAGCCUUUGACACAGAUGGAUGUUAAAAAUAUUCAACUUUAAAAAAAAAAAAAAAAAA